UCGGAUAAUAUCGUUGAAGUGAAGAAGAAAAAACUGAAAAAUAACUUUCAUUAAUUUCGUUGUUUUCCAGUAUUUUGUUAAUUCUGUCAUGGUUCAGACUUUGUGAAAUAUAAACUUAGAAAUUGUGCUUUAUUUUGAAAUGUCUAACUACGAGCAGUUUUUAAAAUCGUCGCUAAACAAGUACAAAUCCCCAGAUGUUACAAAGCGUGAUGUUCUUAGUGUCUUCACCACAUUCAGUGACUUGAGACCAAAGUUAGAUGACUUUGUGUUUAAUGAUGGUACAAGAAAAUCCCUAUUACAGUUAGAUGGAACUAUACCAGUUAAUUAUAAAGGGGCAGUGUAUAAUAUACCAAUAUGUAUAUGGAUUAUGGACACUCAUCCAUACAAUCCCCCUAUGGUGUUUGUUAAACCAACACCCACAAUGCAGAUAAAGUCGGGCAGGAACGUAGAUAUGAAUGGAAAAAUUGAUCUGCCCUAUCUUAGAGAAUGGAAAUAUCCAAAUUCGGACCUGAUUGGCAUGAUACAGAUAUUAACAAUAGUGUUUGGCGAGGAACCCCCUGUGUACUCAAGACAACAGCAACAAGCGCCCCCUAUCCGCUACCCAAACCAAACACCAUACCCACCAGCUGGAAACAGUUCAUUCCCAAUGCCAAUGCCUGGAAUGGGUGGAACAAGUAACACACCCUAUCCAUCAAAUACCCCGUACCCAUCCUCAAAUGUUGGCUACCCACAAACUAGUAGCUACCCUGGACAAUAUACAGGAUAUCAACCACCAACUACUGGUUUCCAAGGUUACCCUAACUAUUCAGGAGCACCAGCUUCAUCUGGGUACCCAGGAGCAAACAAUCCCCCUGCAUAUAGUCAAUCACAAGCUACAAAUUACCAAUCUACAUCUUCAACAGCAUCAAAUUACAGUGGAAGUGGUACUAACACAGUGACAGAGGAACAUUUAAAAGCAUCGCUGUUGUCUGCAGUUGAGGACAAAAUAAAAUGGAGGCUGAAAGAGACAUUUGCUCAAGCACAGGCUGAAAUGGAUGUUUUGUAUAAAACACAGGCAGACUUGCUGAAGGGUAAAGAUAAACUGGAAACAAUGAUCAAAGAUUUGGAAAAAGAAAAGUCGGAGAUAGGAGCAAAUAUCAUAUUAUUGAAACAGAAGGAUGGUGAAGUUAAAGAGACAUUAUCUCGCCUCGAGAACCAAGACCAGAUAAAUAUUGAUGAUGCUGUUGUUACUACUGCACCACUUUAUAGACAAUUGUUGAAAGCAUUUGCAGAAGAGCAGGCCAUAGAGGAUGCUAUAUACUAUCUAAGUGAAGCGUUACGGAAAGAUGUGAUAGAUCUUGAAGUCUUUUUGAAGAGAGUUCGAGAGUUGUCAAGAAAACAGUUCAUGUUACGAGCGUUGAUACAAAAAUGUCGGGAGAAGGCUGGAUUACCUCCCUUGGCAUGAGCGUAGAAAUGAUAACUAGACUAUAUUAUGGUGUUGAUCACAUAUACAAGAGUGUGAUAUUUGUUGACCAAAAAUUAUCCCAUACUAGACAACAGCUGUGACACGUUACAUAUAAAAUAAUAUACAUGUAUAUCUGAUAAUUGAUUUCACUAUUGGGACAGGAAUAAAAGCUAUGGGAGCGGGGCUGGAUGUAUUUUAUUUUUGUUAUUGAUUACGUGUGUCAUUUAGAUAAUUUGUUUUAUAUACAAAUUUUCUAUUUGAAAAGGUAAAAUGCUUUAUUUUAUAAAUAUAUAAAUCUGAGUUAAAUUGAAAAAUUUAGGGUUUCUUUUUUUCGUAAUAUUACCCAUAGUUAUGUUUUCUUUACCAGUGAAAAAAACAAAUAUUUUCAAAAUGUAUUCUCGGUAAAAAAUAUAUCAGUACAAAGUCUUUAUUGAUAAUAUAUCUCAAGUUCUCCCUUUACCCGUUAUAAGAAAAGUAAUUAACCUUUGCCACCAGUAUAGAGCCAGACCAACCUGUACAUCCUUGCAGUCUUACCAGGCUCGUAACUAUUGGUCAACUUUAAAUUUUCAUCUUGAUCUCCCCAAAUUUGAUAAUGGACUGUUCAUAAAAUGGAAGCUGGAUAAGUCCAUUUAAGAAAUUCCAGUUAAGUGAUUAUGUUAUUGAUGCUAUGCAUGUUGCUUUUUGUUGGCAUAUUAUUAUUGUAAAAGUGCUCCCUUUUCUCUCUGCAUAUAAACAUGUAAAUUUGCUAGUCAGUGCAUUCAAGAAAUUUCAUAUUUUUGGGUUUAUUUUAAUUUUUGUUUCAAAUUUCAUUAAUUUUUUUUAUACAUGAGGACAUUUACUUUCUAGAUGGUAGAAAAAUAACAUAGGUAACAAUGUCUAUUUUGGGUGCUUUCUAACAUCACAAUUUUUAGAAAAUUUGUGGUAUUAUCUUCAAGUAUUACACAAUGUAAAUUGCAUGUCAGAAAUCAGUAUAGAACUAUGAAAUACAUGUAUAUAUGGUGGUCUACCAAGCUUUUAGUUUCUUGAUACAUGCACAGGGACCCAGCACAGUGUUGGGAUAGUGUAAAAAAAGUAAUUCUAGAAAAAAAGAUAUACUGUAUAUAUAAUAUAUAGACUAUAUAUUAUAUAUACAGUAUAUAUUUUUUUCUAGAAUUACUUUUUUUACACUAUCCCAACACUGUGCUGGGUCCCUGUGGAUACAUGUACAUCUGGUCAAUUUAUAGUUUCUUAUGAAAUUUAAACAAAGUGCUACUUCCACCUAAUUUUGAAAUAAAUUUGAUAUAACAUUUCAGCAAGAAAUUAUAUCAAAAUCAUCUAUAUAUUUGGAAGAUUUUCAUAGCCCAUCUUGUGGGUUCUUAUUUCAACGUUUAGUAAAAUGUAGUAGCCCUCAAUAUUACAGGACAAUUAUAUUUCAAAUUUUAUUAAUUUAUUAUUCUUUUUAUGAAGGAUUGGUAUGUUAAUAAGAUGUAUGAAUAUCUAAAUUAACUAUUAUUCAUGUAUUUUGCAUGAAUAAAUGAUUAAUAUCAUAUACAUUUGUAACGUCUCUUAUUUUUAAGAGAUUUGAUAAUUGUUUUUGGUUAGUGGUACUUAAUUUGUUACUGAGAAAAUGUAGUAGAUUUCUUUUUCAAAUGGCAAGGUAUAUUUGCCAUCAAAAUGUCUGCACUUUUUUGUUUGUACUAUUUUUACCCCCAAAAACUUUCUGUGUAUGUAUACUAAAUGAAGACAUUAUUGUUAAUUUAUGUGUAUAUAUUAAAAUUUUUAUAACAAA
Messenger RNA from Ruditapes philippinarum (Manila clam), 3212 nucleotides. RefSeq names its product tumor susceptibility gene 101 protein-like. Bases 140 to 1444 code for a protein of 434 amino acids. NCBI's taxonomy places the organism in Eukaryota, Metazoa, Mollusca, Bivalvia, Venerida, Veneridae. The record is from RefSeq and is a predicted model, not a curated record. The transcript has 12 exons. Gene Ontology annotation, biological process: protein modification process; endosome to lysosome transport; protein transport. Gene Ontology annotation, molecular function: ubiquitin binding. Gene Ontology annotation, cellular component: ESCRT I complex.